GUUAGGUACAAAUUACAUUAGGUUAAGAGCUCUCGGUUAUAUUCACAUUGUUUACCCUACAAUCAUAAAAAUGUAGUCAGGGGAUUGAAUGUGUAACAGUCAUUGUCAAUGUAACAUAUGAAUCUUAAAGAAUCUCAAGGAUGUAUCUUGGGACGCUCAUCCCCAAAACGUUUCUCAACGCAAUUGUAGGUUUAGCUUUUAUAUUAUUUUUCUGUGAAUUUCUCGUGUAUUACUUGGUACUCAUACAGUGCGAAUGGCCUGCUUUAAAUCCUCAAAAAGAAGAUCUCAGUGUACGUGUGGACACAAUGGAUAAACCUGUGAAAGCAAUGUUCAUUGCAGAUACUCAUUUAUUAGGUUCCAGAGAGGGUCAUUGGUUUGACAAAUUACGCAGGGAAUGGCAAAUGUACAGAGCAUUCCAGACUAUGAUGGCAUUACAUCGACCAGAUUUAGUUUUUAUAUUAGGUGAUAUUUUUGACGAAGGGCAAUGGUGUAGCUCUGUCGAGUUUGAGUACUACAUACGAAGGUUCCAUUCCCUGUUUUAUGUGCCCAAAGACACGCAUCUCUAUGUUGUUGCUGGCAAUCACGAUAUGGGAUUUCAUUAUGCGAUCACUCCAUAUCGCAAUCAGCGAUUCAUUAACGGUUUAAAAAGCUCGAAUGUGCGACGGUUGAGCAUACGUGACAAUCACUUCGUGCUGAUCAACAGCAUGGCGCUGGAAGGGGACGGCUGCUUUCUGUGCCGACCAACUGAGAUGGCGGUGAACAAAAUAGCCAAAGAUCUGAAAUGUGCGAGAAAGAUCGACAAUGAUUGCUACAACACAAGCGCGAUCUUCAGAUAUAGUAGGCCUAUACUGUUGCAACACUAUCCAAUGUAUCGAGAAUCCGACGAGAUCUGCAACGAGCUGGAUCAGGCACCCGAUGAGAUAAAGGCCAUCAAGUUCCGAGAGCGAUGGGAAUGCCUGUCGAAAGAGGCAUCGGAACAACUUCUAGAUAUCCUGAAUCCACGAUUGAUCGUCGCUGGCCACACGCAUCACGGUUGCAGGAAAAUACAUCGAGAGGACGUCUUGGAAUUUACGAUCUCAUCCUUCAGCUGGCGCAACAAAGUCAAUCCGUCUCUCCUCAUGGCUAUCGACGAGAUGGAGCAGCGGGAUCUGCCCCAGGCAUUCCGCUUGCUGGGUGAGAUGAAUGCCAAUGUGCUGCAGGUGAACCAGCUGGUGGACAACAUGCUGGUUCGUGUAAAGAAUGGUGAGAUCUCCACAGAUAAAGGGCUGAGCUUCCUGGAGAUGAAGUAUCACAUGCUGCUCUCGUAUCUCAUCAAUUUGACAUACGUGGUGCUGAGAAAGUGCUCAGGCGAGCGCAUCGAGGGCGAUCCAUCGAUCGAUCGUCUCAUCGAGAUCAGGACUGUCUUGGAAAAGAUUCGACCGAUCGAUCACAAGCUCAAGUACCAGAUAGAUAAGCUGGUGAAGACUGCCGUCACUGGUACCGUCAACAGCGACGAUCCCAGCAACUUCCGAGCGAAUCCUGACGCACUGAUUGCCAAACUCGAUAGCGAGGACUCCACUGAUAGUGAGCAGGAGGAGGAGACAGAUGGCUUCAAAUCGACGACGCAGCAAUCCAGGAAAUCAGGUGUUUAUGUGCCACCAAAACUCGCUGCGGUACCUUACGAUGGCGACGAGACAAGGGCGGAAAAGAUCCGCAAGGCUGGCGAGCGGGCUCGCAGACGCGCCGUGUCGAACACGGUGCUGCGGGAACUGAAAGAGGAAUAUCUGGACGCGCCCGUGGAGGAUAGCCAGGGCCUAGGUGAGAAGCGGGCAAUCCUAGUGCGCGAGGACAAGCGGAAGAUCGAGUACGAAGAGAACUACAUGACGCGCCUGCCCGUCACCAAGGAGGAGAAGCACAGGCGUCGCCAGAUGACGACCCUCGGCACGCUCGGCGAUGAGAUCACCGCUUUUGGCGAGCCAUCCGCCAAGUCCGCUAAAAAGAGGAAAGCUCAGAGAAAGGGCAAAGCUAAAAAGAAAAAAACGACAUUAAGGGACGACUUCGAGGCUUUGGCAAGACCCGGAGUUUCAUACAGCAUUAACGAUUAAGGUAAAAGACAAGAGAAAAACAUAAGGAAAAAUAAAUUUACUCGAUUUCUUCUUCGAAACAAGAGCAGAUGCCACUAAUACUCGUUACUAAGUUAAGCUAAAAAAUAACGUCGUAACGUCUAGUAAUAAAAGUAAAAGAAAAAAAGACAACGUGUGUCGGGACGGUGGAGUAAGAAUAGCACGAUGGUAAUUUAUUACUGUAUAAGACAUACUAAUGGUCGUGUAAUUGAUAAUUCUAGUUAAUAAUGAUUUUAAUCUUUAACUGUUGUCCGAGAGAGAUCAAUUUUGAUCUAUGGAGUUGAUAAGACGAGAGAAAGAUCCAUCGGGAGAGAGAGAGAGAGAGAGAGAGAGAGAGAGAGAGAGAGAGAAAUAAAAUAAAAGGUAUUCCACGCGAGUAUGAAUGGUUUGAGAGAGAGAAACGAAUGUCAGGCAUAUACGAUGGACACAUACGAGCUUAAUGGAAAUUAUGUGUCGCAAUAGCGUAUAUCGUAUCGUAAUAUUGGAUCGAAUAGUGGAUUAAAGAAAAAAAAUGAAAAAAAAGAAACGGCUCCAAGAUUGAAAAUUGUGAAUUACACAUGUAAAAGUUGAAAGCAGAACAUUUCUCUGCUUUAUUUUGAAAUAUUCUCCGGCUAUAUAGGGAACGGAAAAGAAGCGCAAGAGGAAUGGCGGGCGGAAGUCAGUACGAGCAUAGCGGGAGAGAUGAUAUUAAAUUAAUUGUUAACGGAAGCGUAAAAAUCACAAGACAUUCUGCAAGAAGUUUUAGAAAACUCGAGAUUUAAAAAAAAAGAAAAAAAAACACAAACGUUCUUUAGGAAUCGCACGCACUCGGUGCAACUUUGAAAAAGAAAAAAAUAAGCAAAAAAAAUGAGAAGGAAAAAACGAUAUUUCAUCGAUAUCGCAUGUCUUAGGAUUUUCUCGCUGUCUUAGAGUGUAGUGAAGUAGUUACUAGUUUUACUAUAUUAUAUGUAUGUUUCGUUUGUGUUUUUCCCCUGGUGAAACUGUUGAGGCUAUUAUAAACAUUUGGAUGUGAGUCAUGUUUUUACGUUAAGUCUCAUUUCUCUUUUUCUUUUAUUACUAAUUGUAUUAUAAAUUAUUAAUUACAAUGUGCUCCUGCGUGCAUAUUGUACAUCUGUUGUUUUUGCGUUGGUCUUAAGUCGUUAAACUUAUAUUGAUGGUAAUAUAAGGAUAACACGAGCGUGUCAAAAUUCAAAAUUGUCGUCAUGUUCUCAGAUUUGAUUUCGAUUGACUGAUUGUUUCAUUUUCCCGGAGGACGGGAGCGAGAGAGGGAGAGCCUGUCAUAUCAUAUGUACGAAUAUGGAUGAACCGACGGAACGAACGGGAAGAACGAACGAAACGAAACAAACGAACGGAGACUUGGGGCGAAAGUCACUUCUGCAAAACUGAUAAAUAGGAUAUACUUAUACAAUCAAACCGUGCGUUGGGAGGAGGGGAUCGCGAUUGUCGCGAGCAACCCCUCUUCCCUAAAUAGAUUGCGUUCUUUUAACGUUGUUAAACGCGGGAGUCACGCUGCGUCGUGGCGUCCCAGGCGAAAUGUUCCUUUUUAACGUAGCGUGAAGGAGUUAAGCGACAUAUAUUGUUCUAUAAAGAGAAUACGUAUGUUAGAUAUAUGCGUUGUAUAGCCACAUAGUUGCUCAUUCCUGUGCGGAAGUGAUCACCCACUUAUUAAUCUUCGCGAGAGAGAUGAAAGAAGUGACCGCGACACGAUUCGUUCGCUGGCCAAGGGCUCAACCAUCCAUAGAUAUUAUAUUUUUUACAGAAGUGUUCAUAGAUUGAGCCAACUUGGCACGGCGCCGGCCGACGAUGUGCCACACGCAGGGCCUCCCUCCCUCCUCGACGAUCUCCGCGGGGACGAUAUUAAUUAAAGAUAAAGAUGAAAAAAAAAGAAAAAAUGUGAUAAUGAUUAUUCAAUGAAGUAAAUAGUUAAAGAGAAAACUUAAACAAAAUAGCACAAUCGCUGGGCAUUAUCUACAAAGUGCUAGCAAGCCUAAUGUCAGCAGCCUUGUCGUAUUUGGUAUUUAAAAAAAAAAGAAAA
This is a messenger RNA of Linepithema humile (Argentine ant), 4137 nucleotides long. RefSeq names its product cell division control protein 6 homolog. Gene Ontology annotation, cellular component: nucleus. NCBI's taxonomy places the organism in Eukaryota, Metazoa, Arthropoda, Insecta, Hymenoptera, Formicidae. Gene Ontology annotation, molecular function: ATP hydrolysis activity; DNA replication origin binding. Gene Ontology annotation, biological process: mitotic DNA replication checkpoint signaling. The record is from RefSeq and is a predicted model, not a curated record.